Closterium sp. Naga37s-1 is the source of this 1371-nucleotide messenger RNA. Lineage: Eukaryota; Viridiplantae; Streptophyta; Zygnematophyceae; Desmidiales; Closteriaceae. The record is from the annotation of a GenBank genome assembly.
AUGGCGACCGAGGUAGCGGUGGAGGAUUUGCGAUCGGCGCGGCCGCGCGAGCCGCGUGCUGUCGGGAAGGUGGAGCAGUACAUGACGCGCGACCCGAUCUGCUUCCGUCGCGACACGCCUCUUGAGGACGCCCUGCGUGCGCUAAUAGAGCACAAGAUUAGCGGCGCGCCGGUGGUGGAGCCGCACGAGGGCGACUCGACGGGGAGCGGCAGGCUGGUGGGCGUGAUUAGCGAGGAGGACCUGCUGUGGAAGGAGGUGGACGCGACUGAUAGGCUCGUGCUGGGAGUGCGCAGGGCAGUAGCUAUGAUCAGCGAGGAGGACCUGCUGUGGAAGGAGGUGGACGCGACUGAUAAGGAUGUAGCUGCGAUCAGCGAGGAGGGCCUGCUGUGGAAGGAGGUGGACGCGACCGACAAGGUGAGACGGUGGGGAGGGGAUGUGCUGGCUUGUGCUGCGUGGGACGGGCAGCCCAGGGGUGGGGAGGUGCAGGGUUGCAGGGGUUGCGAGGAGCUGGAAACCGCAUUCCGCGCCCCGUGUCUCUGGUCAAUGAUGACGUCAGACACGAGCAUGCUUGAGACCUACGAGGACCAGGCUCUUAAAGUGCUCUCCCAAACCGUGGGUCUCAGCAUGAGCGAGCAGUCUAUUUCAGUCCCCCUCUCCCCCCCUCCCCGUCCCCACCUUCCCAUCUUCCGCCCCUGCCCCCCCACCCCCCCUCCCCCAAUCGUUCUCUCACAGGAGCUGGAAUCUGCAUUCCGAGCGCCCUACCUGUGGUCAAUGAUGACGUCAGACACAAGCAUGCUAGAGACCUACGAGGACCAGGCUCUUAAAGUGCUCUCCCAAACCGUGGGACUCAGCAUGAGCGAACAGUCCAUCUCAGUCACCCCCGACACGCCCGUUAAAGACGCCGCUACUAUCAUGCUAGAUGCGAAGAUUAAGAGGCUUCCGGUGGUGGCGCCGAGGGAGGGGGGCCGCCCGGGUGUGACUGUAGUGGGCGUGAUUUCGAGGAAUGAUGUUCUGAGGCAUGUGCUGAGCGUGCUUGUAGAGAGGGGGGGGAGGGCGGAGGGGGAGGGGCGGGCGGAGGGGGAGAGGGAGGGGGGACGGGGGAGGGCGGAGGCGGGGGUGGGGGGAGCAGCAGGGGGAAAGGGGGGAGAAGGUGGUAAGGCAGUGGGGGGUGAGGCGGGAGGGGGGGCAGGUGGGGAAUCUGGGCGUGGGGGGGUAACAGCACAGGCGGAGGUUGGUGGGACAGGCGGGGGCGGGGAUGCAGGGGGGGUGGGAGAGGAGGGGGGCAAAGGAGAGGCAGGAAGUGGUGGUGCUGGGAUUGGUGGCGAGGGGGGAAAGAAGGUGCAGACUGGUUUGGUGAAAGGUGGGGCGUGA